This is a messenger RNA of Carassius gibelio (silver crucian carp), 1561 nucleotides long. Its product is annotated as CCHC-type zinc finger nucleic acid binding protein. Gene Ontology annotation, biological process: positive regulation of cytoplasmic translation. The record is from RefSeq and is a predicted model, not a curated record. Gene Ontology annotation, molecular function: single-stranded RNA binding; zinc ion binding; translation regulator activity. Gene Ontology annotation, cellular component: cytoplasm. NCBI's taxonomy places the organism in Eukaryota, Metazoa, Chordata, Actinopteri, Cypriniformes, Cyprinidae. The transcript is spliced from 5 exons. Bases 219 to 710 code for a protein of 163 amino acids.
AUAUCACAGCGGUGUUGUUGCUGUGUGGGCAGGCCCGUGUGUCUUUGGGCAGAAUGGAGGGGCGUCUCCAAGCCUUCGAUCCUCAUUGGACAUCCCGCUCUGAAUAUCGAGCUCUUAUUGGCUACUGUAUCUGUCGCUCAGUGGAUUCAUGCGCAGUGCUGAAGGGAGGAGUAAACAACCGUGGGUCACAGCUAACAGGCUAGUGUUCGCUAUAGAUAAUGGACAUGAGUACCAGCGAGUGCUUUGGAUGUGGCCGCUCUGGACACUGGAUCAAGAACUGUCCUAAUGCUGGUCGAGGUCGUGGCCGGGGCCGGGGACGAGGAAAGGAUCUGUUCUGUUACAGGUGUGGAGAGCAGGGACACAUUGCGAGAGAUUGCGAACAGACUGAGGAUGCAUGCUACAACUGCCACAGGAGUGGCCACAUUUCCAGAGACUGUAAAGAGCCCAAGAAGGAGAGAGAGCAGAGUUGCUACAACUGCGGCAAAGCUGGUCACGUGGCACGCGACUGUGACCAUGGCAAUGAGCAGAAGUGCUACUCCUGCGGGGGGUUCGGACACAUCCAGAAACUGUGUGACAAGGUGAAAUGUUACCGGUGUGGUGAGAUUGGUCACGUGGCAGUGCAGUGCAGCAAGGCGACUGAGGUGAACUGCUACAACUGCGGCAAGACCGGUCACCUGGCGAGAGAAUGCACCAUUGAAGCUUCUGCGUAACUUCUUUCCUCUGUCGCCCCUCCUUUCCUGAUUGAUGGUUGUUUCUCUUCUCUGAAUCCUCUUCAUUGGCCAAAAGCUGGCAAACAGAGGCCUUUCCCAUGCCAGUGAGCAGCUUUGAGUUUUGUUUUCCUUUGUUAUGAAGAAAAGGGGUAAAAAAAAAAAAUAUCAUAUUGCGUUUAAAAUGAAAUGUUUAUUUAGGUAGAGGUGAAAUAAAUGACGCUUUGUUUAGGAACCCCUUUCCAUGCCACUGGUGAAAAGAUCCAUUACUGGGACAUCCCGCGCCACAGGGAACCUCUGGGCUCACGGAAGUGAACCUUAGAUCAAAUGUAAGAGAGAAGUCAGGCCAAGGCUCAAUUCUGGUGUUUUGUUUUGUGGUUCUAUGGAGAAAAGUGAAAGCAGGCUUAAGAAAGACCAUUUUCAUCACAGGAAGUCCAUUAUGAUCUGGUGCCCACUAGCAUCUCACAGCAAAGUGUGUAUGAUUCCUAAAGAAAUAUGUUAUAAUGGUAUAUUCAAAUUAAUUUGACUUCCAGAAAUCAUACACUUUAAUUUUUCUUUGUAAUUUUUUUUUUUUCAAAGCAAACAGUGCUUGUUAAUGCUGAACAUUACGGAGUAAUUUUAGUCCUUUCUACCUUAAAUUAUCCAGUACAACAGAGAGACGUGAAAUCAGCAACAAUUUGCAAAAAAAUAAUGUUUUCACAGAAAUCAGAUAUUUUUGUACAAUAUCACUUGGACUACUGUUAGAAUAUCAUUGCUUGUACUCAGUUUUUAAGUCGGAAGGAAAUUGCAACUUAAGUCCUAGAAAAUAGAUAUGUAAUUUUAAGCUGUCAAUAAAGUUGGAGGAGGAUGAGGAA